Paramuricea clavata is the source of this 1650-nucleotide messenger RNA. NCBI's taxonomy places the organism in Eukaryota, Metazoa, Cnidaria, Anthozoa, Malacalcyonacea, Plexauridae. The record is from the annotation of a GenBank genome assembly.
GCUAGGUAUUCAAAGCUAUUGAAAUUUUAUAAUAUCCAAGUGGGAUACAAGUCAUUCACAGUUUGGUAUACAAAACCAAAUUUAUUAUCCUUUGGAUAUUGGGAUACUACCAAUUUCAGACCCUGGAUAUUCUGAUUAACCCAUUGGCAAUUAAACAGCAAAAAAAUGUAAUAAGGCUAAUUAUAGUAAUAAUGGGAGUUUGCCAUGACAAUUCUGCCAAGGCAGACUUCCAGCACCUUUCAUACUGAUAAUCAGUGGAAAAAAGGACAUAGGCCUAUAUUCUAUAAUUGUACCUAUAUAAUUUGCAGAUAGAAUAUUUUAAAAACAGAGAAGGCCUUCUAUUAAAACUUUCUACUAUAUUGGCAUAUACACUCAGACAAAGUGCCAAUAUAAGUAUAUAUAAACAUAUAUAAAUUACUGUAAAACGAUUUUUAGAUUUUACAAUAUAUAAAAUAUAAUUAUAUCAAAUUAUUGUUUAUUGUUUAAUACCUUUUCGGACGACUUUCACAAAAGUUAUUUGACAUGUAAAUGUAUCCUUUAUUCUUUAUUGCACUAAACGACCAUAAAUGUACGUAAACUUCGACUCGAAAAUUCCCACUCUACAAGAUCAUAGACAAGACGGAAGAUCCUUUAUAUAUAAAUGCCGCCAUUUUAAAGUCGAGUACUGUCACCAUCUACCGCGCGCGGGAACUUUAAGAUAGAACAACACGAAUACAGCUACGGUUAAGUUCUGUUCUCCUUGUAUACAAAGUAAAAAAAUCUUUUAAACAAAAUGCCAUCAUUCCAAGAAGUGUGCGAUAUGCCUUGAUAAUUGCUCUGGCUGAUGAAAUUAUAAGCGAAGAGGAAUUUGUUGUUUUAUUUGCACAGUACAAACCUCAAAAUCCAGAAUUUCCUUACUGGACAUACGAUGGGUUCGAUUUUGAAAAUUUGGAUCCCCAUGAAUGCAAAGCGGAAUUCAGGUUUGAAAAACAUGACCUGCCUCUUUUAAAGCAAUCGCUUCGUAUUCCAGACAGAUUUGUUUGUCCUCAAGGAACUGUUUGUAGUGGAAUGGAAGGCUUGUGUAUUUUGUUGAAAAGACUAAAUUACCCUUGCCGUUACUUAGAUAUGAUUCACAGUUUUGGUCGUCCUGUUCCAGAAUUAUGCAUGAUCACUAACACCGUCCUCGACUGGGUAUACACAACACAUGGCUAUCGACUUACAUCAUGGAACCAACCAUUUCUUUCGAGAGAGUGCCUUGAGAGUUAUGCAAUAGCAAUUGCUAGAAAAGGUGCACCCCUCAGGAAUUGUUUUGGUUUUGUUGAUGGAACAGUUCGACAGAUCUGUCGCCCAGGGAAGAACCAACGGGUGGUAUAUAACGGCCAUAAGAGAGUACAUGCCCUCAAAUUUCAGGCUGUGGCUUUACCUAAUGGUAUUGUUGCUAAUUUGUUUGGUCCAGUCGAAGGUCGGCGUCAUGAUGCAGGCAUGCUCAAAGAUUUAAAUGUUCUUGCUGCCUUGCAACAAGUGGCAUACAAUCCAGCUGGUGAUGUUUUAUGCACUUAUGGGGACCAAGCCUAUCCACUAAUUCGCCCGCAACUGAUGUGUCCAUACAAAAUAGGUGAUGUACAGGUGCUUACUCCUCAAAUGAGAGCCUUCAAUAAAGCCAUGAGUGAG